AUGAGACCUGAGAACCAGAGCAGCGUGUCCGAGUUCCUCCUCCUGGGGCUCCCCAUCCGGUCAGAGCAGCAGGGUGUGUUCUUCGCCCUGUUCCUGGGUGUGUACCUGACCACGGUGCUGGGCAACCUGCUCAUCCUCCUGCUCAUCAGGCUGGACCCUCGCCUGCACACCCCCAUGUACUUCUUCCUCAGCCAUUUGGCCCUCACUGACGUCUCCUUCUCAUCUGUCACCCUCCCUAAGAUGCUCAUGAACAUGCAGACUCGAUGCCAAGCUAUCACAUAUGCAGGGUGCAUUUCACAGGUGUAUUGCUUUAUAUUCUUCGGUUGCCUUGACAGCUUUCUUCUUGCUGCAAUGGCCUAUGACAGGUAUGUGGCUGUCUGUCACCCUCUCCACUACACUGCCAUCAUGAGGGAUGAGCUUUGUGUCAUCCUAGUGGCUGGGUGCUGGCUCGCCGCUUGUGCCCAGGCUCUGUUGCACACCCUCCUUGUGGACCAGUUGACUUUCUGUGCAGGGACUGUCAUCCCUCACUUCUUCUGUGAUCUCUCUGUUGUGCUCAAGUCCUCCUGCUCUGACACCUCCCUCAAUGAGCUGCUCAUCCUCACUGAAGGAGGACUGAUCUUCACCUUGCCUUUGGGUGGUAUCCUGGGCUCCUAUAUCCGCAUGGCAGCCGUCAUCCUGAAGGUCCCCUCCUUCACAAGAAUCUUCAAAGCCUUGUCUACCUGUGGUUCUCACCUCUUCGUAGUGUUUUUAUAUUAUGGGACAAUUGCGGGUGUGUACUAUUUCCCCUCAUCAGGCAACUCCAAAGUCAAGGACAUAGUUGCUUCAUUGAUGUACAUGGUGGUCACCCCCAUGCUGAACCCCUUCAUCUACAGCCUGAGGAAUAAGGAUAUGAAACAUGCUCUUCAGAAAAUUUUCAGGAGAAAGUUGUACUUU
Bubalus bubalis (water buffalo) is the source of this 933-nucleotide messenger RNA. Its product is annotated as olfactory receptor 1J2-like. NCBI's taxonomy places the organism in Eukaryota, Metazoa, Chordata, Mammalia, Artiodactyla, Bovidae. The annotation marks the transcript as partial. The transcript is spliced from 2 exons. The record is from RefSeq and is a predicted model, not a curated record. Gene Ontology annotation, molecular function: olfactory receptor activity; G protein-coupled receptor activity. Gene Ontology annotation, biological process: G protein-coupled receptor signaling pathway. Gene Ontology annotation, cellular component: membrane.